AUGUCUAUCAGCAAUCCCCCACAACAGCCACAUGACAUAUUCUUCAUCAACGAGAUACUUGAAAACAUUCUUCUGCAUACAGAGAUGAGAACUCUGUUAACAUCUGCUCAACGCGUCUCUCGGCUUUGGAAUGCCAUGAUCAGAACAUCAGUCAGACUCCAAGAGUCCCUCUUUUUCAAACCUUCCAAAUUCGAGAUCUCGGAUCCCUCACAGCGCAUUCGCAAUCCACUGCUAGAAGAUAUCCUCUGGGCUCAAUUCUUCCUCAAACAAAGACAAACUUCAGAGUCGAAAAUUGCCGACAUAAGCAGAUUUCCGCUGCGGCAUCCGGAGCGUCGCAAGCUCAAUGUCUACCUACGAAAAGAUGCCAGCUGGAAACGUAUGCUGCUUCAACAACCACCGACAUCGUCCAUCGGAGUCCUUGAAAUCAUCAAAAGAUCAGACUCUGAAUUCACCAAAUUAUCUGUCGGUCCAAAUGACUUCCUACGAAUGGGCCACAUCAUAGCCCUCCUCGAGGGAGACAGCACGCUAGUUCCAACCCGCAAUAAAUGGAUACUUUGGAACAGGCGAUCCCGUAUCAGAACGCCCUUGAACUUCGAAUGCUGGACGCCCAAAUGGGUCUAUGAGCCAAGUACCUUGCAGCCUGUCCAGGAAUGGAUCCCGGAGAAUAUAGACUGGGAUAGUCUCCGGCUGGAGGUAGCAGCAAUGUAUUUGAAUGACUUCGAUUGUGGUGUGGUAAUUGUAUCUGAACGGAGACAGCUGCUUUACCAGGGCGAGGAUCAAGUUCAUAGGGCGAGCAAACUUGAUUUUCGGCUGGAGAAAGCGUUUGGGGAAUGUCAGGUGGAGGUUGGAAGGAAGUAUAUAAGUCACUCUUGGGUUCCUAUCAAAGGUGUUGGUAAUCGUGGAUGGAUUCUUAGACCCUGUUCUGCUACUCCUCUUGUUCCAACCCUGAGUGCUUCAUCUGAGGCUUCAGAUUCGCCUUUUAUUCCCUCGCUAUCUUUGUCUCUCUAG
Molecule: messenger RNA, 1008 nt
Organism: Penicillium vulpinum
Lineage: Eukaryota; Fungi; Ascomycota; Eurotiomycetes; Eurotiales; Aspergillaceae
Exons: 1
Coding region: 1-1008 (335 amino acids)
Source: RefSeq, a predicted model, not a curated record